This is a messenger RNA of Glarea lozoyensis ATCC 20868, 762 nucleotides long. RefSeq lists its product as uncharacterized. The coding region runs from base 1 to 762 and encodes 253 amino acids. The transcript is spliced from 5 exons. Lineage: Eukaryota; Fungi; Ascomycota; Leotiomycetes; Helotiales; Helotiaceae. The record is from RefSeq and is a predicted model, not a curated record.
AUGCUCAAACCACUCACUCUCCUAGCUCUACUAGCCACCACCCACGCCCACUACACAUUCCACUCCCUCACCUACAACGGUACAAAAUCCGCUCCCUGGCAAUACGUCCGCAACUGGACCGACACAGCCGGCUGGUUCGACAGCUCCGGCAUCCAAUAUUUCUCACCCCUCUACAAAACCUCCUUCAAUUCCAUCAACCUGCGCUGCAACAUCGGUGCUAAAUUCGCGCCUGAGACGCUGCCCGUGCAGGCGGGCACGGAGAUCACGUUUGAUUCUGCGGAUAAUAUUUGGCAUCCGGGGCCGUUGAUGGCGUAUAUGGCGAGGGUGCCGAAAGGAAAGACGGCGGGGAAUUGGGAUGGUGCAGGGAAGGUGUGGUUUAAGGUCUGGGAGGAUCAUCCGUAUCCCGUUCCCGAUCCGGUCGUGGAAUAUUACCGCGGAGAAUUCGAAGGAUAUUUCGAGACGAAUGCGCAUUUGAAUCGCACCGUAACCUUCAAAAUCCCAGCCUCAAUCCCCAACGGCGAGUACCUAUUCCGUCCCGAACACAUCGCCGUCAUGGUCAUAGAUAAUCCGCAGAUCUACACCACCUGUGCGCAGAUCUCGGUGUAUGGAGGCGGAAACGGGACACCCGGACCGCUGGUGUCGAUUCCGGGGUUGUAUAAGGAGAGUGAUGCGACGUGGAAGUAUGAUAUUAGGAAGAUUGUUGGUGAUGGGUAUAUUAAGUAUCCGUUUCCGAAUCCGGGACCGGUGGUGUGGAGGGGGUGA